Callithrix jacchus (white-tufted-ear marmoset) is the source of this 3335-nucleotide messenger RNA. Its product is annotated as transmembrane protein 14C. The record is from RefSeq and is a predicted model, not a curated record. Gene Ontology annotation, biological process: regulation of heme biosynthetic process. Lineage: Eukaryota; Metazoa; Chordata; Mammalia; Primates; Cebidae. Gene Ontology annotation, cellular component: mitochondrial membrane.
UAUUUGAUUGUACAUUGCAUUGAAGCUUAUUUCAAAAAUGAUCUCUGGGGAUUUUCUUAGUUUUUCAAGAGAAAGGGUCUUUGUUGCCGAGGCUGGAGGGCAGUGGUGCAAUCAUAUCUCACCGUAGCCUCAAACUCUUGGGCCCAAUCAUCUUACCUCAGCCUCCUGAAUAGCUGGUACAGCUGGUGCGUAUCAACACACCCUACUAAUUUAUUUCAUUUUUUUGUAGAGAUGGGAUCUUGCUUUGUUGCCCAGGCUGGUCUCAAAUUCCUGGUCUCAAGUGAUCCUCUCUCCUGGCCUCCCAAAGUGGUGGAGUAAUAAGCAUGAGCUAUUGUACCUGGCCACUGAGGAUUUCUAAGAUUAGGAUUGUGUAGAGAAAAAAAAAAGGUAUUUUUGUUGUUGUUGUAAUUACUUCAUACAUAAAUGUGAAACUAGAAGACUCAUCUAGAGCUUGAAUCACCUAAUUUGGUCUCUACAUUGGAUACAUUAACUGGAUACUGGUACAUUUCUAGUUUACUUUAUUCCUGUUUUAGCAUGAAGAAUUAACUCAAUCUGGUACCCCUUGCUUUAGUUUUCAUUCCCUCUUUAAAAGGAAAGGAUACUAGCUACUGAGCUCUACCCUAACUGGCAUUGGUUUACAGUAUGAUUCAGGCAUCGUAUGUAUUAGCAUACACCCCUUGAAAUUGUUCCUAGUUUUCUAUCCUUUUUUAUAGGAUACCAGACAAUUAAGGGCACUUGUGUUGCAGUGGUAGAGGUAUCAGAAGGCCAUAGACCAGCCAAACACACCAUCUUCUCAGGCUUCUAUAGCUAAUAUUUUGAAUUGUGAUGUUGGCCAUUUUUUCAUGUGUCAUGGAAUGUUUUCCAAAGGGCAUACAUUUUUGCCACCUUCAGUCAUAGAGGAGGACCUGGCUCCUCCUGAAUGUGGGAAUUUAGGUGUCAAGUUGAUGCCUGUGUGACUAUUUGGUCCCCAGCAAUCAGCCUGGAAAAUUCUAAGGCUGCCCACUGAUGGGAGGCAUGAGGUCUUCAUAGCUCUUGCCAACUCCCCUUGUUCCCGCUUCUCUGCAAAGAUCCUGGAGUAUUUACUGUCACAAGGGUUGUGCUGGGUCCUAGCACUGUAUAAAGGACAAGCCAUGGUGCUUGCCCUGUGUACCUACACAGAAGAGCUAUGUGUUCUGGUCGAGGAACGACACUACAAGAGGCAGCAUAUUGUAGAGUUAAGGAUGUAGGCUUUGACUUAGACCUAACUUUAAAUAAUAGCUCUAACACUGACCAGGAAUGUAGGUAAUUUAAUUCUCUGAGGUUCAAUCUCUUCAUGUAUAAGGUGGGGGAAGGACGUGAGGAUCAUCGUGGAUGAUCCUAAUUAAGGUUUGAAGCUUGCCCCUGCAUAGAAAUGAGUCCCUAAAGCCAUUCCCUGCCGGUUAAGACAAGUCUCCUUAUUAAUUGUUCAGGAAAGUCUUCAAUUAAAGUGAAGGUCUGGCAUACUGCAGUUGCUGCAAGUUCUUAGUCAUUCAGCUUUGGCUGGUUAGAAUCAGCUAUGAUAAACACGGGCUUCAGUUUUGCUAUCUGGAAGGCAGGUGCUGCGGCAAGUUUUAAGUUUUUCCUUAAGAAUAUGCGCUACAAUUUGCUUAAUUCACUGACGAUUCUAUUGAUCAGAUUUGUCUAUGUUGAUACUUGCAUGGGAUGAAGGAGAGGGGAAGUGAACGAUGACCGCAAAUUUUAGUGUAGAGCAACCGAGCGAAUGGUGGUGCAGGAAACAGAAGAGGAGCUGCUCCGAGGUGGAAAUGGAGAUAACGUCAGGCUGCGGACAUUUGAGAUCCACAGAGCUGGGUGGAGAUCAGAUUUAACUUGCUCUCUCUCCUUUAAGAUGCUUCUCAAGUAGCCUCACUUCCUAAAACAAACGGAUAUUUGGCAGUGAGCCACAUUAUUCUGCAGCCGCCAUAUUUUCUUGCAUGUUUUUGGUGUAAACAAACGAGAUCGGGCUUGAGUGACAAUCAUCCCUGAUGGCCCGUAUCUGGUUUAUACUCGGUAACUUGUCCCUGUAUUAAUGGGGUUCUUCAGAAUCCAGCCUCAGAAGCCCUCCUCCCGCAGCGGUGGCCUCCACCUCCGGCCUGGCGCAGCUCACGUGGUCCAGCUUGUGCAAGACCCAAUUCCAACUCCGUGUUUCUGGCUUUUGGCCACUCAGGAUAGAACCUGGGACUGGUGCUGGUCGGACCUGCAGGCGCCGAGCCUGGGGACAGAGGAAGCAGAGAUUCCCCGCCCCAUUCCAAGACUUCCUGGCGCGCUGCGAUGCCCCGCCCUACUCCCAGCCCCCGGGAUGCAAGGCGCUUGCUGUUGCUGCUCGGCAGCUCUAGGUCCGCUGCCGCCGUCCCCUAUUCCCUGCCCGUCCCUCUCCCGGUACACUGCGUACGCGCCACAACGCUCCGCCCCUCUCCCGCCCUGUCGCGCCCCCCGGGAGGCAGAGCCUACGCGGCCGCGUUUCCGGCGAAACCUGGCUGCAUUACCCCGCGGCUUCUGUGCCCGUGUGGACCGUGCGUGCCUUCGGAAGAUCGAGUGCCUUUGCAUUGGUUGGGCUACGGCUAUGCAGCACUGGUUGCUUCCGGCGGGAUCUUUGGCUAUGUAAAAACAGGCAGAGUGCCAUCCUUGGUUGUGGGGCUGUUCUUCGGCAGCCUAGCGGGGCUGGGUUCUUACCAGCUGUCUCAGGAUCCAAAGAACGUUUGGCUUUUCCUAGCUGCUACAUCUGGUACCUUUGCUGGUGUUAUGGCAUUGAGAUCCUACUACUAUGGAAAAGUCAUGCCUGUAGGUUUAAUCGCAGGUGCCAGUUUGCUGAUGGUCGCCAAAGUUGGAGUUCGUAUGUUGAUGGCAUACAAUGAGUAGAAGUCGUGCUCCAAGCUGGACUCAUGAAGAAUUCAAAUCUGAAUCUUCCACUAUUUUCAAUGUAUUAAGAGAAAUAAGGGCAGAUUUUUUGCAUUUCUGACAUUUUGCUUAAAAAAAAAAGACACCAAAUUUGGCAGAAGAGUGGAAAAUCAGUCGUUAUCAUUACAACCCUACAGAGGUGGUGAGUAUGUACCACAAGCUUAUUGAGACCCUCAUAGAGAUCGAUUCUUGUAUAUUGAUGUUAUCACUUCUUUCUGUAUCUACAGGUAAAUCUCGAUGGUAAAAUGUUAGGUGUUGUCAUUGAGAACCCUGAAACCCCAUUCCCUGCUCAGAGGAACAGUAUGAAAAACUCUCUUAUGAGAUUUAGAAUACCUGUUCUUUUGCCCGUCUUAAAGCAUAGACUGACUUUGAAAUUAUGUUAAAUGAAAUAUCAAUGAAAAUAUAGUUGACUAUAGGUAAUA